AUGGAUGGUUUGAAAGCUUUGAUUUGGGUUGCGACAGUGGGAUGUUUCGCUGUGGACAGACAAGAUGGUGAGCCUACACGACCUACAAACUCGUGGGAUGAAGAGAACGCUUGGUUUAGCGGUAGUAAACAUUCUGCUCAGCUACGAAAGAAUGACGUGUUGAUACGGUUAUCAAUUGGUGAUUUAGUAGGCGAAAAAGUGACGGUAAACAGUGUGCCGUGGACUUCCGAUCGCGAUCCGAUGGAACAAAUUCGCAAAGAUUGGAGUUAUUUCGAGCCAGACCCGAUUCCUUCAUUAAAUAACAUCACUGUAGUCACAUUCUUGGGUAUCCCAUAUGCUGAACCGCCGGUUUCACAAAGAAGAUUCAAGCCGCCGCAGAUUCUUACCGAACUUCCUGGGAAACAACCAUUUCUAGCUAUUCAACAUCCACCAUCAUGCGCACAAGAUGUUGAAGCUCGACCAACAUUAUUUAUUAACGAUCCUUAUCCGUUCCAUAUUAGCGAGGAUUGUCUUUACCUGAAUAUAUUCACACCUGAUACAUCGCGUGAUGGCCGCCCUGUUAUUGUUUUCUUUCAUGGAGGUAACUUUCAAACUGGUUCGUCAAAUGAAUGGCCGGGUCAUGUAUUGUCCUCACGCGGUAUCGUUGUUGUUACUGUAAAUUACCGUCUUGGUGCCUUUGGUUUUUUAAGUUUUGGCGACGCAAAUACUGGUAAUUAUGGUUUGCAGGAUCAGAGAACUGCAUUGCAAUUUGUACAAGAUCAUAUAGCUUCUUUUGGCGGGGACCCAAGACAGGUGACAAUUGUUGGACACGAUGCUGGAGCGGUCAGUGUUGGUCUACAUAUGCUGUCACCUUUUUCGAAAAAUUUAUUCCGAGCAGGUGUUGCAAUGUCGGGUGCCGAAGUUUCAUAUCAUUCAACCAUUGGCAAAUCUGUUCUUGCAUUCAAUAACACUGUGAAACUGGGACGAUAUCUAGGUUGUACGCAAUCAGAAGCAAAACACAUAUGGGAUUGCAUAUUAACACGAUCAACGAAUGACAUUAUACAAGCUAUUCAGACAAUACCCGUGGAAUACAAUCGUUACCUCUUCUUGCCUCAUAUAGAUGGUCGAUUCAUCCCAGCUCAUCCAGUGUUUCUUUUCAAUUCUAUCUCGACUGGCAUCAGUAACUAUCCAUCUGCUGUACCUUAUCUUACAGGUUUCAAUAAAGAGGAUGGCUCUGAGGUUAUCCUUGAAAAUCGGCUCUUGGGAGAAUUUAGUGAUUUUGUUUUGGUCGAUCAUGAAUAUCUCAAAAAUUACGUACUUGAAUAUGCUUUUCGCCACAAUUACACGACAAAUCGCGAGGCAAUAAUGGAAGCAAUUGUUGAUCGUUAUACUUAUUGGCCAGAUGCGUCCGAUGAACACGCAAUAAGGAGUGAAUUCAUACAUAUGGCGACAGAUGCUUACUAUGUUGCUCCAGUAAGUCUUUCUGCACAUUUGCAUUCUGCGGCUGGUUCGCGAGUCUUUAUGUAUGUCAAUAAUUAUGAAUUUGGUCGAGGAUCCAGCAGUCGGUUUCUUCCAAAUUGGAUGAGUGUGUGUCAUGAUUGUGACUUAUACUUAUUGUUUGGUUUCCCAUUUAUGUCGAAGAAUCUAUUGCCGAAACAUUUUAAAAAUAUAUCAUGGACAGAUGGCGAUCGAAAUGCUAGUCAGCUUUUAACAUCUAUAUUUCGGCAGUUUGCGAUGUACAUGAAUCCAAACAUUCCAACGGAUUCUAGUUGGUUAGCCUUUGAACCACGGAGGCAUUGGUAUCUCAAUUUCAAUUACUCGUUAUAUUCUGAUCUUACCAAGCCUGGCACAUUAGAGCGCGAUUAUCGCUGGGAGUCCGUGUCGUUUUGGAAUAUAUACAUUCCCUCGUUGGUGCAAUAUAUGACGACAACAUUUCCAUCUCUAGAAGCUAAAAUUCGAAAAGAAUUGGUGACUUAUCAGAUGGCACUUGGUAUAGUUGUCUGUAUACUAUUUGUAAUUUUAGUGUUGAUGUGUCUUUUUGCAUAUCUUCUAUUUGAAAGAAAUCCAAAACGAAUUGCGAAGGAACUGAACCACAGAAGAUUGAUACGUGAUGCAGAUCACUUUUCUCGGCAGUGCAGUCAAGAAUCGUGUUUGUAA
Messenger RNA from Acanthocheilonema viteae, 2136 nucleotides. Lineage: Eukaryota; Metazoa; Nematoda; Chromadorea; Rhabditida; Onchocercidae. The record is from the annotation of a GenBank genome assembly.